Microplitis demolitor is the source of this 2431-nucleotide messenger RNA. Its product is annotated as endothelin-converting enzyme homolog. Lineage: Eukaryota; Metazoa; Arthropoda; Insecta; Hymenoptera; Braconidae. The coding region runs from base 41 to 2257 and encodes 738 amino acids. Gene Ontology annotation, cellular component: plasma membrane. Gene Ontology annotation, molecular function: metalloendopeptidase activity. Gene Ontology annotation, biological process: protein processing. The record is from RefSeq and is a predicted model, not a curated record. The transcript has 17 exons.
GCUAUUGUCAGCUCAUUAAUUAGUUGUCGUAGACAAGAAAAUGAAGUUCAAAAUAAUACUGUUUUUCUUAACAGCCAGCACAUUCGGGAAUAUCAUAAGCCCAUGGGAAAGUCACGGUAGCCAUGAAGAUACUAGGUGGUUUUUAGAUGCUGAAAAAGAUACUGUUAAUUUGAAAGAUACUAGUGUUUGUAAUACUAACGACUGCACAAACCUUGCUCAUGAGAUUUUGAGUGGAAUGAAUAAAUCAGCAGAUCCAUGUGAGGAUUUUUAUGAAUUCACAUGCGGAUCAUUCAAAAAUACUCAUCCAAUUCCUGGCCAUACUGCUAUUUGGGGAAGAUUUUUUAUGUUUCAAGAAUUGGUUUAUCACCGUUUAAAGGCAAUUUUGGAAACAACUCCGGAGCCAGAAGAUAUUUUACCAGUGAGACAGGCCAAAAAAUGGUAUCAGUCUUGUAUGGAUGCAGAGGCACUUGAAAGACGAGGCUUGGAUCCGAUAGAAUCUGUUUUGAUGCAAGUUGGAGGUUGGCCGAUGACUAUUGACGCCGAAGAAUGGGAUGAAAGUGAGCAUCUGUGGCAGCGAAUUGAGCAACACUAUUUCCAAAUUACUGGCUCUUAUGUAUUUUACAAAUUUUCCCCUGAUUUGACCAACAGUUCAGUGUUUAAAAUGGAGAAAGGCGAUCUUCCACUCCUCGAUAAACUUCCGUUUGAAUUCCAAGAUUAUACCGGAAAAGAGUAUGAAAAUUACAAGACAUUUAUUACGGCCGUAGCUCUAAUUUUUAUUGAAAACAACAGAGCAAAUAUUUCUGAAGAGAUGGUUGAAAAAGAUGCCGCCGAUUUAAUUGAGUUUGAAAAACAAUUAAGUUUGAUUUCAAAGGAGAAAAGCAACAAUGUCAAGACUUUUGACGAUUUUCAAGAUUGGUACGAUGAGAAAACAGUCGAUCAAGGCAAUAAAGUUAGGGUGAAAAAGUUAAUCAGAAGAAUAUUGGAAACAGUAAAUUAUGAUGUAGAAAAUAUUAAGUACGUAUCAGCAGACAAUAUGGAGUAUUUCGUUAAAUUGAAUGAACUAAUGAACAAAACUCCCAAGCGAACUAUAAUGAAUUAUAUACACUGGGAUUUUGUAAGUGAGAUGCUUACGGCAACGAUCGACGAUAUGCGUGAUGCAUUUUUUGAAUUAAUGAGCAAAGAGGUUGGAGUCACGGAAAGAGAGCCACGGUGGAUGGAGUGUACAAGGCUAGUAAGAAUGGCCAAAGCAACUGGAUACGCAUUUGCUGAGAAAUAUUUUUCCAAAACCGUAAAUACUAAUGUUAAAAGUAUGGUCGAUAAUAUAUGUAAUGAAAUGAAGGUACAGAUACAAAGAUCAGAUUGGCUGGAUGAUACAACUAAGAAAAUAGUUACGGACAAAAUUGAUGACAUGGGACUUUUUGAAGGCACUCCUAAAUGGUAUAAAAACAGAACAUACGUUCUCAAUGCAUACAAAGGGCUUGUUAUUAGUAACAAUCACUUUGAUAAUGUACUCAGUUAUAAAAAAUAUGAAAUUCGAGAAAAACUACGCAAUGUAGUGAACACAGUAUACACGGACCAAAGUAACGAUAUCGACGUACUCGAAGUUAACGCAUACUAUGAGCCUUAUUCUAAUGUUAUGGUUCUACCUGUUGGCGAUUUGCAGCCCCCAUUUUUCACUGAAAGUCUUCCCGAUAACGUUAACUACGGAAUGAUUGGGACCGUUAUCGGUCAUGAAUUAGGGCACGCCUAUGACAUCAACGGGAUGAAAAUAGGACUUGAAAGUCAAGAUCUUGAGCUUCCUAAGCAGAUAAUGGACUCAUUUGAUCAACGCGCGGAAUGUUUCAUCGAUCAAUUUAAAAAAUAUUUCAGGGACCCGAUGCCUGAUAGCGAAACUACUUCCGAAGACAGAGAAGAAAAACUAAGUCGCCAUACUCAAGGAGAAAAUAUGGCAGACACGACAGGGCUGAACGCAGUUUACGAUGCCUGGAAGAGAAUUAAGGCAACGAAAGGUCCUGAAAGUAGACUACCUGGCUUUGAAAAGUAUUCCGACGAACAAAUGUUCUUCAUUGGAUUUGGAUCCUUGUGGUGCACAGUAUCUACGGACCAGUACGCAAAAGCAGCUUUGGACCGAGAUGAACACAGUCCGGCGAAAAUACGAGUACUUGGCGCAGCUUCGAAUAGCGAGGAAUUUGCUCGUGCCUUCAAUUGUCCAAAAGGCAGCCCAAUGAACCCCGAAAGGAAAUGUAAUAUUUGGUAAAGUAUUGAGACGCAUACUGAGCCCAAAAAAGCUAAUCGAGGACGCAAGUAAAAGUCACCAUCUCUGAGUUUUUUAUUGGUCAAGAGAUUAUCAUCGAUUGAAAUAUAUUAUUUAUGAACAUAUUUGUUGAACUAUGAUCUUUUAAGAUCCAUACAUUGUAUAUACAUUUAAAUA